AUGUUAGCAUUUUCGGAAUUUGAAUUUAUUGUAAAAUAUUUCUUCAUUGUGCUCUCAGCACUUAUUUUAAUUGGUCUCAUUAAUGGACUUGUACUUCUGCCAGUACUUUUAUCACUAAUUGGACCACCAUGUGAAAUUCGUUUAUUCGAUGAAAAAACUUAUUUACCAGUACCAGCCUCACUCUGUAAACAACAAAAUUGCGGUUCAAAUGACAAGAAAACCGAUGAUUUGGUGAAGAGACGUGUUGGUGGUGCAUUUGUUGAAAUGCAGGUAAACGGGCAUAUAGAAACAGGCACUGAAAAUAAAUAUAUCCAACAUAAUUCGUUAUCAGCAAUUACCGAAGAUUCUUUACAUAAUAACCGUUUCUACUGGAAUUCAUCAUCGUUAGGUAACAAGAAUGCAGCAAAAAUAAAUAUUCCCACUUCAACCGUACCAAUUGAUCAAAAUCAUCAAAUUAAUAUUAAAAAUACAUCUGGUAAAAUUCCAGUUGGACCGCAACAUUCAACUUCACCACUUCUUUCGUCAAAUGCUACCUCGAGCAGUAAUUUUUUGAAGCGAAAUAACGAUAGCACCAAUAAGCUAUUCAAAUUUUCAUCAAAUGCACUUAGGUUUUAA
This is a messenger RNA of Acanthocheilonema viteae, 615 nucleotides long. NCBI's taxonomy places the organism in Eukaryota, Metazoa, Nematoda, Chromadorea, Rhabditida, Onchocercidae. The record is from the annotation of a GenBank genome assembly.